Messenger RNA from Aspergillus brunneoviolaceus CBS 621.78, 434 nucleotides. RefSeq lists its product as uncharacterized. The transcript has a single exon. The record is from RefSeq and is a predicted model, not a curated record. NCBI's taxonomy places the organism in Eukaryota, Fungi, Ascomycota, Eurotiomycetes, Eurotiales, Aspergillaceae. Bases 92 to 304 code for a protein of 70 amino acids.
AUGGGUAUUAGUAUGAAGUGUAGCCCUAAUUUCGGGGAGGGGGAUAUAGCUUUGUAACUAUGGAGCGGGACUGUCUCCUCGCGCUUUGAAGAUGGGGGUUCUCGGGUUGUUCUCUUCUAGCUGCACUGUGCUCGUAUCCGCCGCUUGGUUGCUUAGGAUGAAGUGCAGGUGCGGUGUUCGAAUUGAGUCUGGUGGGGGGGAGGAUCACGAUGUAGUGAUCCAACUGGCAGGCAGUAGUUGUGAAGUGGGAAGGCAAGCCUGCCUGGCGCAUGGACAGGAAGAGCAAUUGGGUCUGGUCAAAUGAAUGACUUCACUUAGGAAAAGUGACUUGAGGAGGAGGGCUCUUGAGUCGAGCAUAACAAGUGAAUAGAAAAGGAGCUCGCAGGCCUCAAGUAGUGGUUAGAGCACGUGGGCCCCAUUUGACCCUUUCUCUU